Messenger RNA from Kalmanozyma brasiliensis GHG001, 3036 nucleotides. Its product is annotated as Myotubularin-like phosphatase domain protein. The record is from RefSeq and is a predicted model, not a curated record. Gene Ontology annotation, biological process: dephosphorylation. NCBI's taxonomy places the organism in Eukaryota, Fungi, Basidiomycota, Ustilaginomycetes, Ustilaginales. Bases 1 to 3036 code for a protein of 1011 amino acids. Gene Ontology annotation, molecular function: phosphatase activity. The transcript has a single exon.
AUGGUGGCCACAUCAGGGUCGCUCGUGCCGCUGCCAACACCGACCAUCGACUCUGUUGCCAAUGUCUGGUUUCAGCGCCGGGGCGAGACACAGUGUCGCCGAGGAUCUCUCACCAUCACGGCGCACCAUCUCGUCUUCGAACACAAGUCGUCGUCGACGUCCGAACCAUCGACACGGCGUCUGUCGAUUCCACUUUCGCUCAUCCUAAAGGCAACUCGCAUUCCUUCAUUACGCUUCUCCACGCAGGCAGGCUCGCCCUCGCAACGCAUCUAUCCCAUCACACUCUUCUACAAGACCUUUGACUCGGCUGCAUUUGCAUUCCAUGCAGAGCACGACCAGCUCGCGAUCUUUGAAAGCCUUAAAGAGUGCGCCAUCCUCACAGAUAUUUCGCAGCUCUACGCUUUCUACUAUCAGCCAUCAUCCAGCGCGGGUCCAUCUCAGCAAGAUCUCUCUCGCGUAUAUGACCCAAAGACAGAGUUCGCACGUCAAGGCAUCGGCGCUCGCUCCAAAGCUUGGCGCUUCACCGACAUCAACGCACAGUAUGCGUUCUGCGCCUCCUACCCGUCCCUGAUGGCAGUCCCGUCGCGCAUCAGCGACACCACUCUCAGCUAUGCAGCAAAGUAUCGCAGCAAGGCCCGCAUCCCUGCCCUCACAUAUCUGCACUGGGCCAAUCACGCCUCCAUAACACGCUCCAGUCAGCCCAUGGUCGGUCUCAAGAAUGCACGCUCCAUUCAAGACGAGAAGCUCAUCGAGGCCAUCUUCACCUCGCACAACUUUGCCGAUCCUGAAUCCAUCACCGCCAAAGCAGUCGCGGAUGCGUCCAACGGUGCAGCUUCUGCUGCUUCUGGCGCCGCUGCCGUGGCCACCGUCUAUGGGGCCACCACCACGAACCUCAUCGUUGAUGCACGCCCUACCACCAACGCCAUGGCGAACGUAGCAAAAGGCGCAGGCACCGAGAACAUGGAGUACUAUAAAGGUUGCAAAAAGUCGUAUCUCGGCAUCGACAACAUUCACGUCAUGCGGGACAGCCUCUCCAAGCUCACCGACGCUCUUCGUGAGAGCGAGCCGAUCGCCACUUUCGGCAUGCGUGUCGAAGCUCUCGGUGAUACGGCUGCCACAGAUGUCGUCACAGAUGGAUCCGGGUCUGUGCUGCGCCUUCAUCCCACCCCAGUCGACUCGAACGCCCUUCGCAAGUCCAUGUGGCUCAAACACAUCCAAUCGCUCAUGGAAGGAUCCAUGUCCAUCGUGCGCAAUGUUCACAUCAACAGCUCGCACGUUCUGAUCCAUUGCUCGGAUGGUUGGGAUCGCACAUCCCAGCUCGCCGCCAUUGCGCAGAUCUGCCUCGAUCCCUACUUCCGUACUUUCGACGGUCUCGCUGUGCUGAUUGAAAAGGACUGGCUCAGCUUCGGUCACAAGUUUACCGAUCGCGGCGGUCUCAAAGGCUCUGACCGCUACUUUACCGUGGCUUCUAAGCAAGCAUACGGCAACCUGAACGAGGACGAGGACGAUGGCUACGGUACGGAUCCCGAAUUGGACAAGGCCAGCUCGAACCCUGCUGGCGGCGGUUUCGACGGUCAAGCUGCUGCAAAUGCCUUCUGGGGCUUCACCAAGCAGCUCACUGCUAAUUUCUCGGCCGCCACCUCGGGUGCUCCCGCCGGACCCAAGAAGGGCUCUAACAUCAAAGAGACCUCGCCCGUCUUCCACCAAUUCCUCGAUUGCAUGUGGCAGAUCAUGCGUCAGUUCCCAGAGCGCUUCGAGUACAAUGCAGCAUACCUCGUCGAGUUGCACCAAGCCCUCCAUGAGUGCAAGUACGGCACCUUCCUCAUGGACUGCGAACGAGAGCGUAGCAGGCCGCAAGAUCACGAAGGCAGAGUACUUCCCGCUCUCUCGACUCGCACCGUGAGUGCGUGGACGGACUUGCUCCAUUCAGAGACGAAGCUCAGGCAUCGCAAUCCACGCUACCAACCGGCCCUCGAUGAUCGCGACCCGAAACGCAAGGGGACGGACAUGGGUGUGCUCAUCGCCGACUCCCGCGACGUGCGCUACUUCGAGCAGCUCUUCCAACGCGCGUCGGGUGACAUGAACGCUGCUCUCGACAAGGAAGCCGACGAGAGGCGGCGCGCCAAGGAAAGACUCGAGAGGGCAGUGCGCGGCGAUGUUGCAGCAGCCUCGACCGAUGCUCUAGGAGAGCAAUCAGGAGCAGCCGCUGCAGUCAAAGUGCCGGGAGGCGGCGAGUUGGAGACAGCAGAUGCGGCGAUUGCUGUUGUUGGUCCAAACGAUCCCGAUCCGGUUCUCAACCCUCUAGCCGCGGCCGCAGCAGGCUCGACAGCACCAACCGCAAAUCAGGGUCUUGCGACUUCUCCAGCGCCGGGUGCCGUCGACCUGGCCACCAACGGUCAGAUUGACCCAGCGCGGCUCCAAUACCAAGCAAGACAACCGCGCACUCGUGCUCAGCCGACUGCAGGUGCCGCAUCUUCGCUUUCGGCAAAUGACUCUGCGGCGGCAAUGGCAAACGUGUCGAAUGCUGCCGACGCUGCUGCCAAUCGCAUGAAGAAUCUCUUCAUCGGCGGCUGGGGACGGCUGCAGGAGGCUAUGGCGGCACCUGCAUCAGAGGGAGGGCUAUCCUCCAGCGACUCUGGACGGUCAACGCCCCAACCUCCAAGCCCGACAAAGGCGAGCGGCGGGUCAGCGCCACUUCAGGCUGCGGCAUCGAAUCCACUCGGUGUCAGUGGCGACCCGAGAAGUCAACCCUACGCAAAUACAGCGCCGGCACCUUCUGUGCAUGCUGUGCACAAUCCGUGGGCGACCAGAUCGGGCAUGCGUGCCGAGAUGCAGCGCGAGCACGUGGCGAUGCGUGCGCAUCAAGCCAACCUUGCCCGUCCAGGUUUUGGACCUGAACAUCGGCAGCAAAGCUGGACAGGAACCACGCAUGCGAGCAGCGGAGCGAGUUUGGGGCUCGGGCCGACCGAGAGGAAGGAGGAGAGCAAGCAGAGCACCAGCAGCGCAGCCAUGUCGGAUCCGCUGGGUGUUCUAUGA